AUGGCGCGGAAGGUCUAUACCUUCGCCACGAUAUACACACCCAACAGUGGCCAAGCCAGCUUCCUCAGGAGAACACUAACGAAGUUAUCCCGAUUCACGGAGGGCACCCUUAUACUGGGAGGCGACCUUAAUGUCCCACUGGAUCCUAAGAUGGACACCUCCAGGGGCCAUAGCAGUGUACCAACAGCGACGCUUAAGACAGUGCACAAAGCCCUCAGGGACCUGAG
Messenger RNA from Pelobates cultripes (western spadefoot toad), 227 nucleotides. The record is from the annotation of a GenBank genome assembly. NCBI's taxonomy places the organism in Eukaryota, Metazoa, Chordata, Amphibia, Anura, Pelobatidae.